GGGCCAAACCUCCCGACCAUGCCUCGUGCCCCACCUGCUUCUGCGACCCCCCAGUCCAGUGCAACCUCGAAUGCCUGCAGUCGUCUUAUCUCCGCACUAGGCAUGCAGUAAAGGCUGAAAAUCUGGGUCACAGCUGAGGAAGACCUCAGACAUGGAGUCCAGGAUGUGGCCUGCUCUGCUGCUGUCCCAUGUCCUUCCUCUCUGGCCACUGCUGUUACUGCCCCUCCCACCGCCUGCUCAGGGCUCCUCCUCCUCCCCUCGAACCCCACCAGCCCCUGCCCGCCCCCCAUGUGCCCGGGGUGGCCCCUCAGCUCCACGACAUGUGUGCAUUUGGGAGCGGGCACCUCCACCAAGUCGGUCCCCUCGGGUACCAAGAUCACGUCGACAAAUUCUGCCAGGCACUGCGCCCCCUGCUACCCCAUCAGGCUUUGAGGAGGGUCCUCCCUCAUCUCAGUAUCCCUGGGCUAUUGUGUGGGGCCCCACAGUGUCGCGAGAGGAUGGGGGGGACCCCAACUCAGUCAAUCCUGGAUUUUUGCCCCUGGACUAUGGUUUUGCAGCCCCCCAUGGGCUGGCUACUCCACAUCCCAACUCAGACUCCAUGCGGGAUGAUGGAGAUGGGCUCAUCCUUGGAGAAACACCUGCUACCCUGAGGCCAUUCCUGUGGGGGCAUGGAGAAGGUGUGGACCCCCAGCUCUAUGUCACAAUCACAAUCUCCAUCAUCAUUGUUCUUGUGGCUACUGGAAUCAUCUUCAAGUUUUGCUGGGACCGCAGCCAGAAGCGGCGCAGACCUUCCGGGCAGCAAGGUGCCCUAAGGCAGGAGGAGAGCCAGCAGCCACUGACGGACCUGUCCCCAGCUGGAGUCACUGUGCUGGGGGCCUUCGGGGAUUCGCCCACCCCCACCCCUGACCAUGAGGAGCCCCGAGGGGGACCCCGGCUUGGGAUGCCCCAGCCCAAGGGGGCUCCAGCCUUCCAGUUGAACCGGAUUCCCCUGGUGAAUCUGUGAUGCCCCCCCCAUGUUGGGGUGCUGCCAAGCAGGAGGCCAAGAGGCCUGCAUAGCCGCCAUCCACUGAGGGUGGGGCAGCUGGGGCCACAGGGGCUCCGGGCUCCUGCCCUUGCACACCACCUGGAACACUCACUGGCCCCAUGGGCAAGCAUACUUGCCCACCCUCCUGCAGUUGGGGGUUUCACAUACUUGUGACUUUGGGUCCCCCAUCCCUACUCUCGCACACUCACAUGAAAGCCUUGCACAUUCACCUCCACCCUCAUAGGCCACUGCACAUACUCAUGCUCCUUAUGGCCACUCUUCUGUACCCUCUCCCCAUCCACAUAUCUUUGCUCAGCUGACUGCUCACAUUCUCCCUCUUGUUUCACAUUUUCUCUCUCCCUCCUUGGCUCAGUCACUGCUGAGUCCAUGUUUCAUGCACACCUCACCUCUCCUGAGCAUUUCUGGCCCAAUGUUGUGGCUUAGUGUUGCAUACUCACUCUCUGCUCAUGCCCACUGGUCUAGUUUUUGUGGCCCCUGCAUGCUGCCCAAGAGGUGGGUGGGAAGUGAGCUGG
Messenger RNA from Urocitellus parryii (Arctic ground squirrel), 1557 nucleotides. It is a transcript of the gene Pianp, whose product is annotated as PILR alpha associated neural protein. Lineage: Eukaryota; Metazoa; Chordata; Mammalia; Rodentia; Sciuridae. Gene Ontology annotation, biological process: regulation of immune response. The record is from RefSeq and is a predicted model, not a curated record. Gene Ontology annotation, cellular component: membrane.